AAUGUCUGAAGACUUAGAAGAUUUCGUAUCUACCCACGAGGCGUUUGAAAAUUACAAAAUACGUGAUGGUGUGAAAAAUCUCCAAAUCAAGCUUGGAUCAAUCAGCAUGGUUGGCCGGCUUAUUAUGCAGUUAUGGAUGGAUUUGCGACCAAUAGUCUUCAAAAUAGGCGCAGAGAUGAGAAUUCUCGUUGUAUCUUUCACUUCACAACCGUCACCGAACUCUACUGUACGCGACAAUAUUUAUAAUAUUUUUCCCAACGCUUUCUUCAUUUCUCCUCCCCUCCAAGCUCAACACUCCACUGCUCAACUAAAUCCGAUUGGAACUGCAUGGAUAUUAACAAAAGUGGGAGUACGCAAAAGUGAUUUUGGGGUAGAUAAUAGGUUCUUUUACUUUUGA
Ambispora leptoticha is the source of this 397-nucleotide messenger RNA. NCBI's taxonomy places the organism in Eukaryota, Fungi, Glomeromycota, Glomeromycetes, Archaeosporales, Ambisporaceae. The record is from the annotation of a GenBank genome assembly.